Messenger RNA from Melospiza melodia melodia, 1007 nucleotides. It is a transcript of the gene ANKRD39, whose product is annotated as ankyrin repeat domain 39. Gene Ontology annotation, cellular component: BRCA1-A complex; BRCA1-BARD1 complex. The transcript has 4 exons. The record is from RefSeq and is a predicted model, not a curated record. Gene Ontology annotation, biological process: protein K6-linked ubiquitination. Lineage: Eukaryota; Metazoa; Chordata; Aves; Passeriformes; Passerellidae. Bases 15 to 593 code for a protein of 192 amino acids. Gene Ontology annotation, molecular function: ubiquitin-protein transferase activity; protein binding.
GCGCCGCCGCUGCCAUGGCCGGUGGUCGCCGCUCGCCGCCCGCUCCGUGCUGCCCGGGCCGGGCGGCGCUGCCCUCUCCGUGCUGCCAGGGCCGCGUGGCCGUGCCCAGCGUGCACCAGAGCCUGUCCGAGAUGGACUUCGAGCGGGGGAUCUGGGCGGCGGCGCGGGACGGGGACGAGGCGCGGGUGCUGCAGCUGCUGGAGCGGAGAGGGGACCCCGCGGAGCCCGACCUGGCGGGGUACACGGCACUGCACUAUGCCAGCCGGAACGGGCACCUCGGGGUCUGCCGGCUGCUGCUGGAGCGCGGUGCCCCGUGCGAUGCCCGCACGCCCGGCGGUGCCACCCCGCUGCACCGCGCCUGCUACUGCGGGCACCGCGCCGUCACCGAGCUGCUGCUGGCACACGGAGCCGACCCCGCCGCCACCGACGGCGACGGCAGAACCGGCCUGCACAAGGCCGCCGAGCAGGGGCACCGCGAGCUCUGCGCCCUCCUCCUGCGCCAGCGCCCGGCCCUCGCCGCCCUCCGCGAUGCCCGGGGCCGCAGCCCGCGGGACGGGGCGCACCCGGCCGUGUGGGACCUGCUGGACACCUGAGCGGACACAGCGGCGACAACCGGGACCGGGCACUGUCACGGGCCCGGUGCCCGUCCCGAUACCGGCGCUGCCACUUCCGGGUUCCGCCAGCACGCCCCGCCCACUACUCCCAUCUCAACCAAUCACCUCCCGCCGUUCCCUGCAGCCCCGCCUCUCCUCCCAUGUAGCCAAUCAGCACCUCGGUGCAGUUAGGGGGCGGGGUUUAGCGGCGUAAACAGCCCCCGCGGGUGGGGGGGGAUUUAAAGGCGCCGCGUCCUUUUUCAGCGGGACCCCCCCCCCGCGCGGCACCGAGCACAGCCAGGUACAGAUAUAGAAUUUUUAUUAACCCAUCUGACAAAAAAAUAACCCGAAAAAAAAAACCCUCCGUGAAAUGAAAAUUCCACGGUCGGUUCGACAAGCGGGGCGCGGGGGGAG